AAAAGGCAGGUUUACCAAGGAAUUAAUAGCAGUAUUAGCCAGCUGAUAUGGGCAAACGUGGAAAGAAGCAACAGGUUAAGGAGGUUGUGGCAGAUACCGCCGAUUCUCCUCCACAACCACUUAAGGCCCAGCGUAGUCCCCAGGAUGAGGACACCAGCGCUGAGGUGUUCUUGUGGCUGCUUGCCUACAGUGUUCUAAUGUUCACAUUGCCCUUUUUGGGCUUUUAUGGCGUGCGCAGCUGGCUGCUGGAAUCUUUUCCAGAUCUGGACAUGUUUUCGGUCAACUGCUGGUCUGUUUUGACGGCCGUUGUCAUUGUCAACUUGGUUGUAGCAAUGUAUGUCCUAAAAGCCUUCCGCGAGAAGGCCCCACCACCUUUGGAGCCAGUGGAAGAGGACGAAGACGAGCUGGAAUCAUUAGAGCCCAAGAAGUAUCAAUAAUUUAAUCAUUUUUUACUCUGCGAAGUGACUUAAUCUUCAACUACACGAAGGAGUAGCAGACUGUUAAUCCGUAAAAAGACAAAAAGAGUCAUAAAGCUAAUUAAAUAAAUCAUUCUUGACACACUUCUAAAUGCAUCUUUUAUUUGUUUUUUCAAUCUCUGAACAGAACCCAAUCCCCGCUAUGUCCGCAUCAACACGAACCUAUUUAGUCUCUCGGAGGCUUUGGAGUACCUUGCCAGCGAGG
Drosophila ananassae is the source of this 681-nucleotide messenger RNA. RefSeq lists its product as uncharacterized. The coding region runs from base 48 to 437 and encodes 129 amino acids. The transcript has a single exon. NCBI's taxonomy places the organism in Eukaryota, Metazoa, Arthropoda, Insecta, Diptera, Drosophilidae. Gene Ontology annotation, cellular component: endoplasmic reticulum membrane. The record is from RefSeq and is a predicted model, not a curated record. Gene Ontology annotation, biological process: vacuolar proton-transporting V-type ATPase complex assembly.